AUGGAGCGACCAAAUGAAGAAGAAGAGACUGGUCGUCUGCGUAUUGUCUUUGUCACUCAGACUCGCGAUGUUGACAACGCUGAGGCAACGUCAGCGAAGGUUGGCAAGUGGCAUAGCGGCGGCACGAUCGAGACUCGUAUCCGAAAGACCUCUGCCACUAUGGCGGCCACAGAGAUGACUACACCGAAGCCUAGCACCACGUCCACCCUUGAAGACAUGACCACAUUCUUCACCACAGAGGCAAAGGCUACGUCGACUGUAGCUUCUUCGAGCCAGUAUAAUAGUACCACUCGCUCAGAAACAUCUGGUGCUCCCUCGCCUGACGGAAGCUACAUUGUCAUUAAGACCACUACACUCAUCGCCGUCAUAGGCGGUAUUGUUGGUGGUUUCAUUCUUUUAUGCAUCAUCGUUGGCAUGGUCAGUGCUUUCUUGCGCCGGAAGCAGGCUGAAGAGGAAGAUUCCAAUGAUCUUGACGGAAGACAAGGCCAGAACACUCAGCUUCCCCAGUUUUCACCUAUCUACGGCCAGUUCGCCCCCUCGCAAGAUGAUUCAAGUUUUCCAUUCGACAACGAUGGCAACCAUCCUCGCUCUCAGGAGUGGCACCAGAUGCGACGCAUCGCUGCGCAGCUCCCUGCGGAGUCUGGAGUUGACGUCAUCCCCGUCUAA
Messenger RNA from Colletotrichum truncatum, 666 nucleotides. RefSeq lists its product as uncharacterized. The record is from RefSeq and is a predicted model, not a curated record. NCBI's taxonomy places the organism in Eukaryota, Fungi, Ascomycota, Sordariomycetes, Glomerellales, Glomerellaceae.